AGCAAAGUGGCGGCGGAGUCAGCCACCCACUAUUAUGUUAAAUUAAUUCAUUAUACAUUGGUCUAACAGCUUAACUUCUGAUUGCUUGACGACAAUAACAGAGUUUUGUACAGGAAAGUAGCUGUUGGCAUGAUGGCAUGUACGUCUGCUCGCUGCGAGGAUGUUGAUGUCUCGUGGUAUGCCUCCAUCGUACACAACUGUAUUCAGGAGGAUAAGCUCAGCAAACUCAAGGCAACACUCAGGAAGUUCUCUAAAGAUCAACGACGCAAAAUUGUCAAUUUCAAAAUCAACGGUAAUGCUGCCCUGUUUAAUGCUUGUCUCAGGGGGAAAGUACACAUCGGCAAUUACAUCCUGGAUGAAUGUGGCGGAGACUAUGAACAGCGUGGAAUUUACGAAGUAGAGAUUGACCAUUCUCGACACGAUGUGACGCCAUUAUGGUGCGCGGCUGUGGCAGGAAAUCUGGAGGUGGUGAAAUCGUUGAUAUCCCACGGUGCCAAUAUAAACAGUCCUUCUGACACAGAGUCGACGCCGGUGCGGUCGGCUUGCUACAUGACAAACAUCUCGGUGGUGAAACUUUUAGUGGACAAUGGUGCGGACAUCCACAAACCAAACAUUAAUGGCGGAACAUGUCUGAUCAACUCGGUUCAAAGCGUUCGUCUGUGUGAGUUUCUAAUAUCGAAAGGUGUCGAUGUGAAUGCGAGGGACAACUCUGGCAACCUUGCCCUGCAUUAUGCUAUAAGGGAGGGUAGAUUGGACACUGUGAUGCUCCUGUUGAGCUGUGGCUCAGAUCACACCGCCAAAAAUGAUUUCGGUGAUGAUGCUUUACAAACGGCGGCAUUGCGAGGAUUUACUAUAAUUGUAGACUAUAUCUUAGAAAAUACUGUCCAGAAUAAAGAAACUGCAAUUCAUUCCUACGAACUCCUUGGUACAAACUUUGUUGAUGAAGUACAUGAUAUUGUCCGUGCUUUGUCAGUGUGGAAAAAAGCCAUGUCCAUGAGAUAUUCGGAUCCAAACAAUAUAAUAAUGAAAGAUCUACCCGUAGCUACCAAUUUUGCAUAUCAGCAUGCGCGAGAACCCACUACUUUGAAGGAAGUUGAGGACAUCAUCGAACCAGAUGAUGUGUACAUGCAGGCUCUACUUAUUCGAGAGAGAGUCAUUGGACCGUUCCACAAGGACACCACCUUCGGGUUGAUGUACAGAGGUGCAGUGUAUGCAGACAGCCAUAGGUAUCAACGAUGUGUGGAUUUGUGGAAAUAUGCUUACAUACUGAGGAACAAGAAGGGGGAACCACUCAACCACGAAUGUUUGUUCACCGUACAGGCUCUCAUCAAGCUCUUUUGGGAGAUGCAGGUGGAGCUAGAAUCUGGAGCGACAGAGGAAAAGGUACAAAUUACAGAUGCAUUUGAAGUAUUUUCAAUACUGAUUCAGCAAAUUGAAGGUGGAAUAAACUUCCUUAAGACAAAUCCUACGAACCCAAGUUCUUCACUUGGCGACUUUCAACUGCUUCUACAGCUCUCCCUACAUGUGGUCCAUCUCAUAUCUCGACUGGAGCCCAAAGAUCAACAGAAAUUUGAAUUCCACAGACUUGUGCACCGACUCGUUACUCUUGACCCACGUGGUCAAGAUAUGGAGAGCUUACUGCACUUGGCGGUGGAUCCAAAGAUCUCGCUGACCAGUGAGGAGUUCUAUUCUCCCUUCCCAUCGUUGGCCGUUGUUCAGACCCUUAUCACCUGCGGGGCCCAGACUAAUGCUGUGGACAAGAAAAGAAACACGCCACUUCACAACAGCAUUAAGUUUCUCACUUACUCGGAACUUCAAAAUGAAGGCAUUCUGGCUUGUUUACUUCAGAACGGUGCUCAUGUGGACAUCUACAACGGGGAAGGAUUAAGUGCCCUGCAGAUGAUGCAAAACCAGGGGCUGCCUGUUCCCCCUCUGCAAUAUCGUACACUAAGGUGUCUAUCGGCAGAGGUCAUCAUGCGCUACAAAAUACCUUAUCACACUGAGGUCCCCGUAUCUCUUUUCCCCUUCAUAGAAAUGCACGGGUAACCGUUGAUCUGGGCCGUUUUCGUUUUUGCGGUCCAAACGGUUAGACCACUUGGACCGGUGUUGUUCGUUUAUGAAAUUAAGACAGACCUGGUGAUUUUAUAUAGUUUUCAGACGAGCCUUGACAAAGACUCCCAAGGCCUGUAUUAACAUUUGAAGGUCCGUCAAGAUAUAUGUUUGAAAUAUUACAUUUAAAAAAUGACGAACCGUUUUGUCCGUAUAAACGAACAGGCCCGUGGUUCCCGGCUACAUUCAGUUGUAUUUGCUCCGACAUAUAUAGUAUAAGCAAUUCAAAACAUGACUAAUUUGCAAUGUUGAGUCUUUCUCACUUGAAACACUUUCAAUGCAAUCUAUGAGGAAAGUUCUAGUAAUUAGGCACCGUCCUAAAUAGUGUGUUUAUUUUUCCAAAUUAAGUCUUCAAAAUUACCGACAUUUUUUAUUUUCUUAUUCUCGACAGCAAUUUUCCCUCUCAUCUUACUUUUAAACUUUGCUUGGCAAAAAUUCACCAUUUUCAGUCGGGUAGCAAACUUCCCAAUAUAUCCUGAAAAAACGGUGAAGGUGGUUUAUAUUCUGAAAUAGAGAUGUAGAAUAAAAUAUUCCCAAGAUAUUCCUUGCUGACAGAGAAACACUACCUUGAUAUAUUGACAGAUGAGGAAUAUGUUAAUUGCAUGCGAGUUGGAUUUAUAUUAUUAUGUGCUUAAUAUUCUGACAUAAACUUGUUUAAUAUAUUUAUAUACAUAUAUGAUAUUCAACAGAAAACUAUCGAAUAUUCUGUACAUUUACAAUUGUAUACAGAAAAGUAUAUACCGGGUAUGUACUGAAAACACAUUUUUAGUGUAUAACGCGGAAUCUAAUAAAAUUAGGUUAAGUACAAGGCUUAGAGUCAAUGAUGAAAACAUUUACCCGAUUGUAGAACAUUAUGGUUGAAAUUCUUAUAGUGUCAUCAUUUUAACUACCUAGAUACAAUAUGUAUUAUCAAUGUUACCAGGGUAUUGUUAUGUUUUAACUGAUAUUCAGGAUUGCAAUAAAUGGAAGUUAAGAAUUGUUUUUCCACUCUAAAAAAUUAAAUGGUUUCUCUUUAUAGCAAGCUUGAAAGUUGAAAAAGAGUGAAUAUGAGUCUAUACUUGAGAAAACCCUUGUUUUCAUUGUUGGAAAAGAGUGAGAGCGAGUCUAAUGUUGAGAAAGUCCAAUAUUUUUACUGUUGUUAGUCUGAAGUUGAAAAAGUUCAUAUUUGCAUUGUUGAGUAUUUUAAAAGUUGAAAAAGUCAGUAUUUUCAAUGUUGAGAUUAAAAGUCUGAAGUUGAGAAAAUCUGAAUAUCUUUGUUACAAGUGUAAUUUUGAGAAAGUCAAUAUUUCUGUUGUUGAGAGCCUGACUUGCCCGAAGUUGAGAAAGUCUGUAUAUUCAGUGUUGUGAAUCUGAAAUCAAGAAUGUCUGUAUUUAAAUUGGUUUAAGUCUGAAAUUGAUUAUGUCUGUUUUUUUCAGUGUUAUAAGUCUGAAAUCAAGAAUGUCUGUAUUUUGAGUGUUGUGAAUCCGAAAUGGAGAAUGUCUGUAUUUUUAUUAUUAUGAGUCAUAAAUUGAGAAUGCCUGUAUUUCAGUGUUGUGAAUCUGAAAUGGAGAAUGUCUGUACUUUCAUUAUUAUGACCUUGAAGUUGAGAAUGUCUGUAUUUUCAGUGUUGUGAAUCUGAAAUGGAGAAUGUCUGUACUUUCAUUAUUAUGAGUCAUAAAUCGAGAAUGUCUGUAUUUUCAAUGUUGUUAAUUUGAAAUGGAGAAUGUCUGUAUUUUCAGUGUUGUGAAUAUGAAAUCGAGAAUGUCUUCAUUGUUAUGACCUUGAAAUUCAGAAUGUCUGUAUUUAAAUUGUUAUAAGUCUGAAAUCGAGAAUGUCUGUAUUUUCAGUGUUGCCAGUCCAUCUUUUCAUUGUUGAGAGCUUUACUUGCCCUAAUUUGAGAAAGUCCACAUUUUCAUUGUUGAGAGUUCGAGCCUCACAUGACCUAAGGUUAGGAAAGUCUGAAUUUGAUUAAGUCCCUAUUUGGCCAGUCUGAUUCGAGCUGAGAAAUUCUAGUUUUCACUGUAACAAGUCUGAUUAGAUGACGAAGCCAUCAAAUUCAUUAUAUAGAGAUCUUCAGAGUCUAGUUAUAUUCAAUAUUUAUUUUGUAUUUUUUUUGUUUAUUUUUAUGUUGUAAUGUGAAUAAGUGCUAUUUGAGACACAUCUACCCAGUUAUGAGUUUUAAAUGUUCCUGCAUCAUUAGAUCAAGCAAGAUCAACUGGUUAUAAUGGCAAACGUCGACAUGUUUUUAUCAGUAUUUUAUCUAGUGUAUCUGGAUGUGUUUGUAUUGGUCUACACGGUCAUCCUGCAUUUCAAUUUUGAGGCAUUGUUACUGAAAGCAGUGAUAGACUGUUUAUACUUCCAAGUCAUACGUAAAAAUGUAUUUGUAAUAAAACAGAAUGUACCUGUGUACAGUCCAGUAUAAUGAUAGUAAUUAAUCAUAAUAUCAAACAUAUUAAUUAGUGCUAAUAAAUUAUUUGUGAUAUUUGUUAA
Molecule: messenger RNA, 4579 nt
Organism: Pecten maximus
Lineage: Eukaryota; Metazoa; Mollusca; Bivalvia; Pectinida; Pectinidae
Product: protein fem-1 homolog C-like
Exons: 3
Coding region: 130-2046 (638 amino acids)
Molecular function (GO): protein binding
Source: RefSeq, a predicted model, not a curated record